Closterium sp. Naga37s-1 is the source of this 3345-nucleotide messenger RNA. The record is from the annotation of a GenBank genome assembly. Lineage: Eukaryota; Viridiplantae; Streptophyta; Zygnematophyceae; Desmidiales; Closteriaceae.
AUGGCUCGGGUGAGAUCCGGUUUGCGCGCGGCGCGGGUGCUGCUGGCGCUGCUACUAGCGGUGGCCUGCAGUCUGCGGUGCGCCGUGUGCGUUCAAGUGCCGACUGCCCCUAAGAAGGCGCUUUACAUCGUCCGCCUUCGAUCCGCUCCCCCGAUCACCGGCUAUCGCGGCGGCAUUGGUAGCUACCCCGCUACCGGCCCCCCCGCACCUGACGCCGCCGGUGACGGCGCUGCUGGCGACGAAUCCGACUCGCAACCUGCCGCCGCCGCUCCCGCUCCCGCCUCCAGCGCCGCUGACUCAACCGCGUCGACCGCCACGUGGCCGAACACCACUGGCUUCGCUGCCGCCAGCGCCACGCCGGCCGGGGCCGCGGGGGCGUCGAUCUCCCCGCAGGGCUUGGGCGCGCGGAGGGGGAGGUGGAAGAUCAACCCGCGGCUGCCGCACGUGCGCGCGUUCGGGAAGUUUCUGAAGGCGCAGCAGGACAGCCUGGCGGCGGAGAUAGGGGCGACCGCCGUUUACAAUUUCAAGUUCGCGAGCAACGCGUUCGCGGCGCUGCUGACGCCGAAGCAGGUGUGGCGGCUGCAGCGGCACCCGGACGUGGCGCUGGUGCGGCGCAGCGGCGUCGCGAAGCGGCUCGGCGGCAUGCCGUCGACGUCGUUCCUGGACCUGCAGCGCACGGCGUGGGCGCAGGCGGGCGGCGUGGGCAGCGCGGGCGACGGCGUGGUAGUGGGCGUCAUCGACACGGGCAUCUGGCCCGAACACAAGAUGUUCCUAGAUGACGGCUCGUUCUCGGCGCCGGGGACGUGGGCGGGGACGUGCGACACGACGACGGACUUCCCCGCGGCGCUGUGCACGGGGAAGCUGGUGGGCGCGCGCACGUUCUCGAGUGGGUUCGAGUCGGAGAUCGGCGCGCGCGACUUCACUGACGAUUACGACUCGCCCAGGGACUCGGACAGCCACGGCACGUGGUGUGCGGGCGCAGCAGUGGGCAACAGCGGCGUAACCCUCGUGACCCCCUUCGGCACCAACCUGGGCGCAUACAGCGGAGUGGCCCCGCACGCCAACCUCGCAGUCUACAAGGUGUUUUGGAAGAUCCAGGGCAGCUCGUCCGCCAGCUUCGUGGACAUAGAGGCGGCGCUGGACCAGGCUGUUGCUGACGGUGCUGAUGUGCUGAGUUUAUCCCUUGGCGCGCUCGACCCCUCUGCCACCUACUUUGAUGAUGUCUCGUACAUGCAGGCUAACUUGGCGGGAGUGACGGUGGUGUAUGCAGCGGGCAACUCAGGGAAGCCGCCAGGCAACCUGCUCUUCCCCUACAUCUUCCGCUCCGUCUCCAACUUCUCGCCCUUCUACCUCACCAUUGGCGCCAGCACUCUCCUUCUCUCCCUCCCCUCCAACCGCCUCUCUCCACCAUCUUCUCGCCUCUCUAUUUUGUUCCCUGCCCCCAACCUUCCAUCUCCCCUCCGCUCCCCACUCUCCCCACCUUCCGCCCCCACUCUCUCCUGCAGCACGAUAAACAAGGCGAGAACACUGUAUGGGAAGAAGGCCCCUCCUAGAACCACUGCCGCGUCCACCACCACUCGCUCCACCGCUGCUGCUCUCACCGCCACUGCUGCCACCGCCACCGCUCUCGAUCCCACCAUCAGCAGCAGCAGCAGCAGCAGCAGCAGCAGCAGCAGCGACCUGGAUGAGCAGCAGGCAGCUGCUGUGCGUGCUGUGGUGGCCAUGCAAGAAGCACGCACGGCCACCCCUGUCUUCCCUGCUGCUGCUGCUGCUGCUGCUGGUGACUCUGACUAUCCCAUAGCCGGCCCUGUUGACAGCAGCAGCAGCAACAGCACUGCUCUCACAAGUGAGCUGGUGCAUUCCCUACAGGAGGAAGGAAUGGUGGUGCGGGGCAACUGGCCCGCUCUCCACUCCACCCCUGUGCUCCUCGCUGCUGCUGCCGCCCUCCCAGGCGCCAGCAGCACUGAAUCCGCGCGGCUGUGCCUAGCUGGGUCGCUGGCUCCUGGUGUGGUGAGAGGGAAUGUGGUGGUGUGUGCGAGUGGCGGGUCGACGGUUGGGGAGAAGGUGGCAGUGGUGGCAGCGGCGGGAGGGAGAGCGGUGGUGGUGAGUGGGGUGGAGGUGAAUUGGGAGGAGGAGGGCGGGCAUGAGAUGCCGUGCACUGAGGCAUGGGCGUUACCUGUGAUGCUGGUGGACCAUGAUGACUCGGCCGCCAUGUUCGCUCUCAUCAAUGCACUCACUGCCAAGAGCAAGGGCAAGAAGGGCGGACGAAGAGCAACGACCCUAUCCAUCCUGGACAUAUUAAACUACAUGAAGGGGCCAAACGUCGCCACCUUCACCUCCACGUCGUCCCCCAUUGCCAUGUCUCUCACUCAUCCCAUCACCCUCCCCCUCCCCACCCAACCUCCCCCCAUCUCCCCCACCAGAGCAACGACCCUGUCCAUUCUCGACAUAUUCAACCACAUGAAGGGCCCCAUCGUCACACCUUCUCCUCCACCACCAACGACCCUCUCCAUCCUGGACAUAUUCAACUACAUGAAGGGCCCCAUCGUCGCCACCUUCUCCUCCACGGGCCCGCUCACGCCCAUGACAGCGCGCAACCGCGGGCCCUACCCCACCAACCACAUCCUCAAGCCCGACGUCAUCGCGCCAGGCGUCAACCUCUACUCCGCCGCGCCCGGCACCAGCCCCAACAACGCGCAGAUGCUCUCUGGGACCUCCAUGGCCACGCCGCAUGUAGCCGGGUUCGCGGCGCUGAUCAUCCAGGCGCAUUCGGACUGGACGCCCGCGCAGGUCAUGUCGGCGAUUAUGACCACGGCCAGGACUCACAACAGCGCCGGCACGCCAAUUUUCCACGCGUCGGCUACGAGAGCGUCGCCGUGGCAUCUCGGAUCCGGGCACAUCAACCCACAGAAGGUGCUGGAUCCAGGGUUGACGUACGAUGCAGUGGAGGCGGAUUAUAAGAACUUUCUGGCAGGGAGGAAGAUGCGGUGGGCUAAGGCCAUGUUUCCCUCGGAUGCCCUGGCUCCUCUGAGGGCGUACCAGCUGAACCGGCCGUGUAUAUCGGUGCAAGGGCUGCAGAGCACGGUGGUGAUUGUGCGGCGCGUGACGAAUGUUGCGACGAGUAGUUCGACGUAUCGGGCUAAAGUGAAGCAGCCGUUUGGGGUGGCUGUGAAGGUGAAGCCGCGGAAGUUCACGAUUGCGCCUGGCGCCACGCAGGUGUUUAAAGUGACACUCACGCUGCAGCUUCCGUGGAAGCUGUUUCGGUUUGGGAGCUUGUGGUGGCUGGACGGUAAAGGGCACUCGGUUAGGAUCCCCAUUGCUGUGCAACCGUCAUGGAUUCGGUGA